Messenger RNA from Caenorhabditis sp. 36 PRJEB53466, 2706 nucleotides. The record is from the annotation of a GenBank genome assembly. Lineage: Eukaryota; Metazoa; Nematoda; Chromadorea; Rhabditida; Rhabditidae.
AUGCAUAGUGACUACUACCCACAGCCACAGGAUCACACCAGGGAGCAGGCUGACUGGCAGAGUCCCAUCUAUCCAGGUAACAACUUUCGGAUUGUCUGAAUCCACGUGUCAAGGAAUCCAUUUCAGACACUCAUCCGUACUCACCGAACUUCUACAUGGGCAUUCCUCAUGUCCCACAUCUGUUCCACACCCCCACGGAUCAGUUCAUGUACCAAAGGUGAGAAUGAGACGUAUCUUCUUUGUCUGAUUGUAUGAAUCCCUUCUUUUCUUUUGAAAUUCGAAAUUCAAAAUCAACAUUCCUCAAUUCGACCAUCAUCUUCUCCCUCUUCAAGGUCGUCCUCCUGCAAUCACCGUAAUCGUCAAUUUUCAGUAGUAUCAACAACUACGGCGGGGACAAAAGAGUCCAAUGCAACUGGAUAACGAACGGAAUUCAGUGCAUGGAGGUGUUCCAGAACCCGCAAGAUCUCACCCAACACCUGAACGCAGUUCACAUCACUCAUGACUCGAAAUUCGUGUGUCUGUGGAAAGGAUGCGAUCGAGAGUUCAAAAUGUUUAAGGUACGCACUGUCUCCAAUUUGACCUGUUGCGUCACCUCUUUAAUUGUCUCCAAUUUCCCUGGGCGAGCAAUGUAUUAGAACUCGCCACUGCAAUUAUUCUCAUUUGCACCUUUGCGUAACCCUUAACAAUAUAUAGUUUUGCAGGCCAAGUACAAGCUGGUCAACCACAUGAGGGUGCACACGGGCGAGAGGCCAUUCGAGUGUGAAACGUGUCAUAAGGUGUUUGCGAGAUCAGAGAAUUUGAAAAUCCACAAGCGCAUCCAUUCAGGUGAGUUUGUGUUUUUGCACAAGAUGCUUGAGGUGUAAUAAUUAGGGAAGGGAUUAGAACCCUUGAUGGUGAUACAUAGGAUUCAAGUGGCAUGCCAGGUGAACAUUUUGGUAGCUGGAGGAGCUCUUGACGCACCUCCCUUCCAAAAGCUCGACAAAAAGGCAAUAAUAACGGAAGAGAGAGAGAGUGAGAGUGAGAGCGGGAGGGAGUCAGGUCCUUUCAUAGUGAAAACCAAACAAGCUCGUCUACCAUAAAUUCCAAAGGGGUAGAGAAUUGAAAAGAAAGAAAAGACAAGAGAAAGGGAAGGUGAGAGAAUUAUUUUAUUUCAUUCUUUCCCUUUCUGUUCCGCAACUUUUGAGGAUGGGAUCAAAUCGAGAUUUACGAUGUCAGUAACUCCUAUUGUCAAGCAAAUCUUGGCCCAGGUCUCGUUUCGCUUUUGUGACAGUCUCGCCUGUUUAUUAUGCACAGACACUGUCCGUCUACCGUAAUCCGUUUACGGCAAGACCCUCUCAUUUCGAUCACUUUCUCGGGAUCUGAAUCUCAUUUCGCAACCGUUCGGGGAUGUACAUAUUGUUUGUGCCUUUUCUGACGCCACGCUACUUAAUUAGCCAACUACCUUUGAAAACAAGCCGAUGAUUAGCCGAGGAUGGUCCCGGUUACACAAUGUUUUGCCAAGAGAUUUGACUUCCGACUCCUUUGAGCCGGACCGCCACUUGUUCAGCUUGUUGAGCCCCGGUCUGUAUGUUAAUGAUGAUGUAACGAUACGCUGGGUGACAAUAUUUGCAUUUCUAAUUUGAUUCCGUUUUGAUUUCCUUCGAAACCUUAAUUACCAUUUCGAUGCAGCUGCAACAGAUUUUUCAUUUUUCAUUGCGAAAGAUUUGAAUAUGGAAAAGGGUGCGAGGUGCGGGGUGUGGGUGCUAAAUGCUAAAUGCCAGUACCUUUUGCCAGCUGUCCCUCGGGAAAGUUUGAUUAAUGGUACCACUGGCCGUGCGUGAACUGUUCUACCUCAUUGGCACCAUUUGACUCCUUUCCCGAAGGCAACACUUUUUUUAGACCUGUGCCAACAUAUGCCAUUAUUUCAGGUGAGAAACCGUUCAAAUGUUUGCACCCUGGCUGCACGAAACUGUUCGCCAACUCAUCCGACCGAAAGAAACACAUGCAUGUCCACUCGAGUCACAAACCGUAUUGUUGUUUGGUAAGGAUAGAAUCAAGACAGACAACUUUUUGAAACUUUUAUCUCAGAAUCCGGGAUGUGGAAAGCAGUACACGCAUCCGAGUUCGUUGCGCAAGCACAUGAAGGUAAGAGAGGUAUUGUCUUGUUGAGAGGAUUACAGUGGGGUCACGCAUUGUGGUGAGGGAAAUGAUUGUUAUCUUUAGCGAGAUACUGUAAGGAUACAAGUUCAUGCUGACUCACACGAGUUUCUCGCAAAAACAGUAGUAACCACCACCACAACGACAAAAACAAGUUCCUUUCCACCAGUUCCCAGUAGCACUUCUUAGCGAAGCGUGCGCGAAUGAAUUUGAUUUGCAUUUAUGGGUUUUGAAUGAGACAUUUGAAAGGAUGAAAGAGAGGUGUGUGUUACGGUGCGCUACUUUUCAAACAUUCGACAAUCUUCCCCAUUUCAGGCGCACGAAAAUGAGAAGAGCAAAGGAACACGGACUCCGGAGCACGAUGAGAGCAGCGAUUCUGGACACGCUUCUCUCGGAACCCCGACCGAUGAAAGCACAACUUUCUCCCCAGAAAACCUCAAGAGGGAUCAGCAACAAAUGCAGCCGAUGCACAAUUUUAUGGACAGACCAAAUCCUUUUAUGCCCGUCUACCCGAACCAAUUUGCCACCGCGCCGAGCUAUAUGAUGUUCAUGCCCAAAAUGGAGUUCUAA